GUACUACGCUGCCGCUGGCGCCUGGCAGCUUGCGUGGCUCUCUGCGCUUGGGUGGCUUGGCGCGGCAGCGGACGGCGAGACCCAGCAGAGUCGGUCGGCGAGCGAGCGGCCCGCCGCUGCGUGAGGGUGGGAGAUGAGACAGUGGCGCCACAAUGGGAAAGAAGGAAGCUCGUGGACGCAUCCGACACCGCGGUCCUCGCCGUCGCUCCGCUUCGACAUCGAGUCAUGUCCGUGGCCACUUCAAGUCUCACGUUUGGUGUUACGUUGUGGUUGUCAUGCGCAGUAUGCGUGUCCGCCGCUGUAGCCAUUUGCAGCUUUCACGCUAUCGGCAAAGAGUUUCUGUCCGGUCCCAGACCCGUCGCGCAUUCUCUGGCCAUGUGGGGCGGCAAGGGCAAACACCACAAGAGCGCCGGCCGCAAAGGCGGCUAUGGCAAUUGGGGCGGCAGCAAAGGCAAGUGGAGCGGCAAAGAUUGGUCCGGCUCCGCCGAGCACGAUUGGGCGCAGGGAUACGGCUGGUGGGCCGAAGACAACGGCAAGGGCAAGGGAGACUCCGAGCAAGGCCCCCUGGAGUACGUCAAGCGCUUGGAGGGGCGCUAUGCGUUUGCCAAACAAAGCCUUCGCCCCUACUACGGUGAGGGCCACGUCCCGGUCUACUCGCCCACCAAGCUUGCCGUCGACUUAUGGUCGAAGGGGACCUUGCGCCAGGUGCUCACGAGCCAGAACUCCGAGCUGGCUCGCCGGCCGGCAGUGGGGCUGAGCACCAUCAGCCAUUCGAUCGUUGGCCUGCAGGGGGCGCUCCAGGCGGAAGCCACUGGCUCCAAGGAAACCGCCGCAGGCCCGGCGAUCAAGGCGCUUGGAGAGAUGUUUUCCAAGCCAGAGGCAGUCUCCUUCUUCCAGGCCUGCGCGCAAAUGCAACCAGCGAAGGCGGCAACCCUCACGGCGGACGCCCUGGAUUCCGCCCUGGGCGAUUGGCUCGGCUUUUUCCGGGACAACAAAAGCGAGCUCCACCAGCACCUGCCGCGCGUGCUUCAAUUCGCCUCGGCCCUCUACCUCGGCUGUUCCCAGCUCGCAGAGGCGACAACCAUGGCCAACGCCCUCGCAAAUUGGGCUCAGAAGAUCCCCGCCACCAAGUCCAACCAAGCGGCCUUGGACGCAUGGCGCCAUGACCCGAAGGACCUCCGUGCAGCCAAAGCAUUCCUGGCGCGCUGUGUCCAGAUGCGUGCCCAGGAGGAGGCGAGCUGGGGGGCCGGCAAAGGCGGAGACGGUGGGGACUCCGAAGGCGAAGCGCCGGAGGUGCGCAGGACAAAGCGCAAGAAAUCCACCUCCUCAUCCAGCUCCUCUGACUCUGCCGCAAAGAAGGCCAAGAAGAAGGCCAAGAAAGAGAAGAAGAGGGCCAAGAAAGAGGCCAAGAAGGAAGCGUCGAAGAAGCGGUCCGCCACGCCUGAGAUCGGCAGCCCCGCGGCGGGAAUGGGCCCCGGGAUCACUGCGCUUGCGGGCGAAGCCAAAGACAGCGAGUGA
Molecule: messenger RNA, 1518 nt
Organism: Durusdinium trenchii
Lineage: Eukaryota; Dinophyceae; Suessiales; Symbiodiniaceae
Source: the annotation of a GenBank genome assembly